UGCAAUUUUUCAUGUCCUGCAUUGUGUUCUGGGUGGUGUGUUCCUAACGUGGCAUUUUCAAUCACUUAUUAAUGUCUGCCUGUGUUGUUUCUCCAAAAAUAGCUCCGUGGUGCUUUUGGGAAGCUGGAGUUAACUAAUCCCAAAACACACAGCAUGUGGACAGUGUUGUCAUUCGUGUGGCACCAGACUCAUAAGUUUGAAGGUCCCGUCCUAGAAGGAUUUCCAGGGAGAUGCUAGAAGGCCCCAUGAGCUGUUAUUGCUCAUGCCUGCGGUAUCUAAUGACGUGAGCUGUGCUAAGAUUCCUGCUGUGCUUCGUAUGCACACUGUGAGCCUGUGAUAUUAAAAAAGAUGGUGUUUUGGCGUCUCUGCUGGGUGCCAGUCUAGCAGAGCCUGGGCUCCCCCAAAAAUGUCAAGGAGGAGCAUUAGCUAUGGUUCAGGGAUGAUUAAGUUUCUUGGCCAAGUCUGAUUACCCACUUGGGAUAUUUGUAUUUCAUUAUAACUGACACCGAGACACAUGUUUGAUUUGGAACAAAUUUCAAGCAGGAACAAGUUUCAGCAUCUGCAUUUCCACGGUGAGCACAGUGAGGGACAGAACAGGUUAGAGCCUGCUUGGCUGAGGGUGGGGAGCUCUCGGCAGGGAAGGGAGGGCAGGACCUGCAUCAGGUACAGGGAGAGGGAAGGAGUACCUUGAGGAGCUGAUCUUCCUCCCCUUGCAAAAGGGGUGCUCUGAGCUCCCAGUGUCAGGUGUGUGUCUGAGGGAGCCGGGAAGAGCCAGCUCCUCCCCAGAGUGGGAGGCUGUGCCUACCUGGUGAUUAACUCCCCGGCGGAGGAGUGCAGCUCAUGCUGAGUCCUGAAGGAACCAGCUGGGAGGAGCCCCGGAGCGCAAGAGGGCCAGAAGAGACCUGGAGUCAGACAGGACUAAUCCGGGUGGAGAGGCACUUCUUAGCAUCAACAGCUCUGGUCAUGUUCAACUACCUGGCGGUAGAGGUGAGACCCCAGUUCCACCGUAGCUAUGGGGGCCAGCAAGGGGUGUCUGGGCCACUGAAGAGCCGCCUGGAGCAGCUGAAGAAGCCGUGGUGGAGGGAGCCCACCCCACUGGUGCUCCAGCACAGUGAAACAGCCAGGCUUGCCAUAGACGCCUUUCUUGAGCAGGGGGAACGCGGCUACCUGAGUGCCAUCGCUGAGGAACGGGAGCUGCCUUUUCUUUCCACCCUGGACAUGGAAUAUAUGAGCCAUCAGAGAAACCAAAGCUUUCCAGAUCCCAGCUCAACGAAAGACAAAGAGGCUGACCCUGGCAGCGCGGACACUGGGGACGGGUCCUCCCUCAGCUCUGAACUAACAUCUGGCACCUACUUUCCACUCAUGUCUGAUGUGCACCCUCCAGAGCUGGAGCUGGGGUGGCCAGGGGCACCACUGCUCACAGUGUCUGGCCAGACUCAAGCCACUGUGAUUUUCCAAAGAAACAAAGCUAACAGCAUUAAGGAUUUGCUCCGUUCUCUGAUCAGCCGGGCACGGACGGUGAUAGCGAUUGUGAUGGACCUGUUUACAGACAUGGAAAUAUUGUGUGACCUGCUGGAGGCCUCGAGCAGACGGCACGUCCCCGUUUACCUGAUCCUGGAUGAAGAGUACUUGAAGCAUUUUGUGGAAAUGUGCAACAAAAUGGCUCUUACUCAGGACAAUUUCCCAAACAUGCGCAUAAGAUGUCUGAGCGGAGACACAUACUACAGCAAAGCAGGCAAGAAAUUUGCAGGCCAGGUUCUGCAGAAGUUUAUCCUGAUUGACUGUGACCAAGUUCUUGCUGGUACAUACAGUUUCACCUGGCUUUGCAGCCAAGUCCACACCAGCCUGGUGACCCACUUCCGUGGUCAAAUUGUUGCAGAAUUUGACAAGGAAUUCCGGUACUUGUACGCAGAGUCCAGAGCAGUGACUAGUUUCUGUGUACCAGAUCCUGGAACAUGCCCCUCUUCUCAGAAUACCUCAAACAUUGCCAGCUUCCUUUUAAAACCCCCACAGGUGAAUGAUGCUGAAACCUUGAGCCCCUCCAGCAGCCUUUCCAAUGUAAGCAUCAGAAGCAUAAAAGUGUCUCCCUUUCUGAAAAACUCCAGCUGCAAUGUACACCAGGAAAAUCAAGAUGCAAACUCUGAUUCUGGUAAUAAGAAGGGGAAGGAAGACACAGCUCUGAAGCCCACCUGCCAGAAGCAGCAAGGAGAACCGCCAGACGCACCAAACAAUCCUCCAAAUAAACCCACCCCAGCCUUGUAUCACAAAUCAAAUCUCGUGACAGCAAGGACAUUCUUGCAGCCAGAGCCUUCCCCUGCCUUGAGCUCCAAUAAACCCAGUUAUCAAGGGGACAACAGCGGCCACUGCUCCCCGCUAAGACAGGAGCAGAUGUUGCAGUCCCUGUCAGAGGGUGCCAGCAGCAACGGGACAAGCACGAAGCAGAAAGGGUCUGCUGCUGCCUCCAGGGAACCGACAGCAGAGAACGACACCACUUGUUAUGGGAUGGAAAAACGACAGAGUCCUGGACAAGGAAAAUUGGACCUGCUGUCCCCAUACAGCCAGCUAAAACGAGAGAAAAAGCCUGUCGUCCCUUGCUAUGACAAGCUCCCUGAGGACAUGCUGAUGGAAAAGAACAGCGCGUAUGGGGCUGAGAAGAGAAUGACCCUCGGGCACAGUAAGCUGGAUCUGAUCACCAAGUACAACAAGUUAAAAUCUAAACACGUACACAGUCGGUUCGAACUCUGACCUGGACCUCGAGGUGUCCUUCGGUCUUAUUUUCAAGCCGUUGGUUUUCCCCCCUAAUCAUCGUACCCGGGGCUCGAAAUCACAAUAUGGGUGGCAAUUAGUCUUGUUCCUAUUAAAAGCUGUCCGUGCUGUUUCUAAUAUA
Messenger RNA from Falco peregrinus (peregrine falcon), 2887 nucleotides. RefSeq names its product family with sequence similarity 83 member C (gene SACK1C). The record is from RefSeq and is a predicted model, not a curated record. The transcript has 4 exons. Lineage: Eukaryota; Metazoa; Chordata; Aves; Falconiformes; Falconidae. Gene Ontology annotation, biological process: epidermal growth factor receptor signaling pathway. Bases 841 to 2745 code for a protein of 634 amino acids.